GAUUAGGCAAAACGACAUCGUCCGCUCCCCACAGUCAAAAUCUUCUCGACCCAAUUUCCUUCACCCUGCAAAAUUGAAGAGUUUGGUGGCUUGAUGGAGGGUAACAACAAGAAGGGGUACGCGUGGGCAAUCUCAGCCGGCCUGAACGCCGCUCUGGCUGCCGUUUCGGCGAAGCUCAUCACUCCUCAGAUUGUUAGGUAUGGUUUGGUGAUAUUGUUCAAUGCGACAAUGUGGGGAUGUUAUGUGAACAGCCUCAAAGCUCUGUCUUCUCUGCAAGCUACUGUCACAAAUUUUGCUGCAAACUUCCUGUCUUCUGGUCUAGCUGGAUACCUUUUGUUCAAAGAACCCUUAUCUUUUCAGUGGUUUGCAGGUGCCCUGCUCAUUGUAGUUGGUUCAUUCGUACUUAGUAAGUCAAGUAUUGAGAAGAAGGCCCAUACCCAUUAACAUUUCUGCAUUUCACUUCACCCUUGUGGUUGAGAUAUCAGAGAACUCUAGAUUUCCAUUUCUUUCCUCGUCCGACAAAAGUAGGGAGACAGAAGAGAUCUUCUGAGAAUGUACAUGUAUCUAAACAGUGAAAGAAUGAGUUUUAUGCUUACUGUCAUU
Molecule: messenger RNA, 603 nt
Organism: Prunus mume (Japanese apricot)
Lineage: Eukaryota; Viridiplantae; Streptophyta; Magnoliopsida; Rosales; Rosaceae
Product: cell growth defect protein
Source: RefSeq, a predicted model, not a curated record